Molecule: messenger RNA, 1169 nt
Organism: Limulus polyphemus (Atlantic horseshoe crab)
Lineage: Eukaryota; Metazoa; Arthropoda; Merostomata; Xiphosura; Limulidae
Product: leucine-rich melanocyte differentiation-associated protein-like
Exons: 7
Coding region: 8-772 (254 amino acids)
Biological process (GO): melanocyte differentiation
Source: RefSeq, a predicted model, not a curated record
AAGCAACAUGGCGAACGCGAGAACAAACCAAAACACAGCACCUUGUUUCCAGAAAAACCGCGAAGUUCAGCUCCAUGAAGGUGCUUUAGUGUGGAAUGAUGGUCAGCUCUCUUACGUUGGACAAGAUUGCUUUGAAAUACCCCCUGUUUUAGGGACUACGUACGGUCCUUUGACGAAAAGAUUGGACGUUAGUUUUAAUGCUUUAAGGUGCCUUGACACUUUAGAUCAGUUUACUACCUUGGAGGAGUUAAUUCUUGACAACAACGACUUGGAGGAUGAUGCAUCUUUUUGUCACAAUCCUCAUCUUCAAACUUUAUCUGUCAACAAGAACAAGUUCAAAGACUUGGAGAAACUACUGAUUCAAUUAGCGAGAUGUUAUCCUAAUCUGUCCUAUCUUAGUCUCCUUGGAAACCCUGCCUGUCCAGAUCAGUUAACGAACAGUGACAAAGACGAAGAAGACUACCAGAGAUAUAGGUACUACGUAAUUCAUAAAUUGCCCAAACUGAAAUUUCUGGAUUCGACCCGCGUCAAGAACCGUGAAAUACAGGAAGCACAGAGAAUUGGUUUUCUAAUGAAGAUAGCUCGACCAGAAAUGACCGACUGGUGUGAGGAGGCUGUGGAAAACCUUAAAGCUGAAUCAAGUCGGUUUUCUCCAUUACCUAGAAACACCCCUCCAGAAAGUAGUCGUAUAUGUGCUUAUGGAAAAAUUCGACAUCAUUAUUCUGGUAAAAAUUCAGAGGGAAACAGAUUUAUCCGAAACAAUGAACUCUAGCUAACAAUGUUUAGUUCUGGAAUACACCACUAGUCUGUGAUAACAUCUUCGUAAAAUGGUCGUCAGUAUAUAUGAUAUAAUUCUUCUCUUAAUGUCAACACUUCGUAAUUCCAUGUAUAUCUUCUAAAGACUUUAGUUUAAAUUGACUCAUGUAUAUUUGCACAGAGGCUAGAAGCUGUCGUCGCAUUUCUCUUGUUAAUAGGAAAUAAAUAUUUGAUAUUUAAUGUCAGUUACUAUAUCUAUAAUACCAAAACCUUAAGUUAAAUGAGUGAACUACCUCUACUAGGCCUAACUAGUAAAAGCAUUGGAAAAUCAGCUUCAAAGGAGAUAAAGUCAUUACAUCAUACAUGGUUUGAAAUGUAAUGUUGUUAAUAAAAGGCUGUUUUUUUUAACCAAA